AUGUCCCUGGAAAUCGAGUCUUCCGAUGUGAUCCGUCUGAUCCUGCAGUACCUGAAGGAGAACGGUUUACAUCGGGCCUUGGCUACCUUACAAGAGGAGGCUGCCGUCUCUCUGAAUACAGUGGACAGCAUCAAGAAUUUCGUGGCUGACAUUCAUAGUGGCCGUUGGGAUACUGUCUUACAAGCUAUACAGUCUCUGAAAUUGCCAGACAAAACCCUCAUGGACCUCUACGAACAGGUUGUUCUAGAACUGAUAGAACUCCGAGAAUUGGGUGCCGCCAGGUCAGUUUUGAGACAGACUGACCCCAUGAGGAUGUUAAGAAAGACCCAGCCCGAGCGGUACAUUCAUCUGGAGAACCUCUUGGCCAGGUCUUACUUUGAUCCUGGUGAGGCAUACCCAGAAGGAAGCAGCAAAGAGAAAAGAAGAGCAGCCAUUGCCCAAGCCUUAGCUGGCGAAGUCAAUGUGGUGCCUCCAUCUCGUCUCUUGGCAUUGCUGGGCCAGGCUCUGAAGUGGCAGCAGCACCAAGGGUUGCUCCCUCCUGGUCCCACCAUAGAUCUGUUUCGAGGUAAAGCAGCUGUCAAAGAUGUGGAGGAAGAAAAGUUUCCUACACAGCUGAGCAGGCAUAUUAAGUUUGGUCAGAAGUCACACGUGGAAUGUGCUAGAUUUUCUCCUGAUGGUCAGUAUCUGGUCACUGGGUCUGUUGAUGGAUUUAUUGAAGUAUGGAACUUUAUGACUGGAAAAAUCAGGAAGGAUCUUAAGUACCAGGCACAGGAUAACUUCAUGAUGAUGGACGCUGCUGUCCUCUGCAUGUGUUUUAGCAGAGAUACAGAAAUGUUAGCAACUGGGGCCCAAGAUGGAAAGAUCAAGGUGUGGAAGAUUCAGAGUGGACAGUGUUUAAGGAGGUUUGAAAGGGCACACGGUAAAGGUGUCACCUGUCUGAGCUUUUCCAAAGACAGCAGUCAGAUCCUUAGUGCCUCUUUGGACCAGACAAUCAGAAUUCAUGGCUUAAAAUCUGGGAAAACCCUAAAGGAAUUUCGUGGUCAUUCCUCCUUCGUUAAUGAAGCAACAUUUACACAAGAUGGACAUUAUAUUAUCAGUGCUUCCUCUGAUGGCACUGUAAAGAUCUGGAAUAUGAAGACAACAGAAUGCUCAAAUACCUUGAAGUCCUUGGGCAGCACUGCGGGGACAGACAUUACUGUCAACAAUGUGAUCCUGCUUCCUAAAAACCCAGAACACUUUGUGGUGUGCAACCGAUCAAACACUGUGGUCAUCAUGAACAUACAAGGCCAGAUUGUCAGAAGCUUCAGCUCUGGUAAGAGAGAAGGUGGUGACUUUGUUUGCUGUGCUCUCUCUCCUCGUGGUGAAUGGAUCUAUUGUGUGGGGGAAGACUUUGUGCUCUACUGCUUUAACACAGUCACUGGCAAACUGGAGAGAACUUUGACAGUUCACGAGAAGGAUGUGAUUGGUAUUGCACAUCAUCCUCAUCAGAAUUUGAUUGUUACCUACAGUGCAGAUGGACUUGUAAAGCUCUGGAAACCCUAAUUCACAUUUUAAAAAUCUAGCUUGAAGCAUGUACUUAAAUGAAGACAUACUCAUGUGUUUGUGUUUUCAGAUCAGCUUUCU
This is a messenger RNA of Dipodomys spectabilis (banner-tailed kangaroo rat), 1623 nucleotides long. Its product is annotated as WD40 repeat-containing protein SMU1-like. NCBI's taxonomy places the organism in Eukaryota, Metazoa, Chordata, Mammalia, Rodentia, Heteromyidae. Gene Ontology annotation, cellular component: precatalytic spliceosome. Gene Ontology annotation, biological process: mRNA splicing, via spliceosome. The transcript has a single exon. The record is from RefSeq and is a predicted model, not a curated record. The coding region runs from base 1 to 1542 and encodes 513 amino acids. Gene Ontology annotation, molecular function: protein binding.